Molecule: messenger RNA, 1057 nt
Organism: Sitodiplosis mosellana (orange wheat blossom midge)
Lineage: Eukaryota; Metazoa; Arthropoda; Insecta; Diptera; Cecidomyiidae
Exons: 3
Coding region: 171-977 (268 amino acids)
Biological process (GO): proteolysis
Molecular function (GO): serine-type endopeptidase activity
Source: RefSeq, a predicted model, not a curated record
AUGCGAAGUAUAUAUCUGAUGUCAAACGGGCCGACACAUUCAACCCAUUUCAGACUUUGUACUUUACCACUGGUGAUUCUACAAAAGAUGGCGAAAUUAUUACACCUGGCGAUUCGGGUGGACCAGUCGUUUCAAAAACAAAUGGCAAAAUCGUGGGCAUAACUACGGGUAUGAAUAGAACAACAGGUGGUCGCGGAAUGUUCCUUCCAAUUACUCUAUUUCUCGAUUUUAUUCAUGACCCAAAGAGCGUGAAACCACUUCCACCUUCGCUCACACCUAACGAAGCUAAAUUUAUAGCCGAUAUAACGGUACAGCCAAAAUUUCUUACCGUCACCAAGAAAACAUAUGCCAAUGCCGACGAAGAUGCUCAACUAAAAUUUAAUGCAAUCAUUUUGUCGGAAACGGAGAUUUUGACCUGUGCACAUAAUGUGCAAGGCGCCCCAUAUGUCUAUGUAACCGUUAACAAACUCACAAGCAAUGCGAAAACAAUCAAAGUCACUAAAGACCAGAUAGAAGUUCAUGAGAAAUUCGCAUUUCCUGGAUUGAAAUUUGACAUUGCCAAGAUUACACUUAAAGAACCGUUAGAGUUCAACGAUAACGUCGGCAGCAUCGAUUUGGUGGACAAAGAUUACAAAAUGAAUGACCCGUCCGAAAUGGUUACUGUCUACGGUGAUGUGGUAUUGGAUGGAACAAUGAGAACGAGGCGUUAUGAUACAAAGUAUUUAGAUGGCGCCAAAUGCAAACCGAAACUGCACCCCGUAUUUGAUGCAAAUCAUUUGAUGUGUUACACUUUAGAUGAAAGCAUGGGAGCUCCCGCUACGUUUGGAGGUCCAAUGAUUUCGAAAAAGAAUAAAAAACUCGUGGGCAUGACCAUAAGUCAUUUACCUGAUCAGCCAGUUAUUUUUCAACCAAUUGCACCGUUGCUCGAUUGGAUCCAGAAGCCAAGGGUAAGAUGUAAUCAAAGAAGAAGAAUAUAGGUGUGGAAAAAUGGGUUUUAGGCGCCUGGAAAAGUUGAAUACCGUCUCUUUUUUUGCCCCUGUCAUUUGAUGUUCAACAA